Molecule: messenger RNA, 1555 nt
Organism: Wasmannia auropunctata (little fire ant)
Lineage: Eukaryota; Metazoa; Arthropoda; Insecta; Hymenoptera; Formicidae
Gene: Osi20
Exons: 2
Coding region: 180-983 (267 amino acids)
Source: RefSeq, a predicted model, not a curated record
CGUAGUUCGAUUGCCGAUGAUCGCUCACACAUACGGGUGGACGAUCGAUUGCCUUUAUUGACACGCGAUACCGCGAGUACAGUAAGUGGAAUCCAUACAAGACGGAGAGGAAGGAAACGCGAGCGACUCGAACAAUCUAUUGUAAAACGUUGAAGAAAAGGAAAAUACAGGAUAUCGACAUGCAACCAAUAGUAUCAGUAGGUGUAAUUGUUCUGUUGAUUGGAUCUUGCACGGCCAAUCAGGACUUCUUGACAAAUUCCUUAAACGAGUGCAUAAAGACGGAAUCCUGGACGUCUUGUUUGAAACAUCAAAUUUUGGCUUAUCUCGAUAACAAACUGGGAACUAUUACGGAAGCGAGAUCGCUCGAAACUGUUGACGAGGCGAUCGUCGCCAGGACUUUCAAAUAUCUCAAGAGUUUCGAUUACGGAGUUGAUUUACCUUUCAUCGAUGCUAGUUUGAAGUACAGACCUAGCAGGAGCCUGGCUGACCUUGACGUCGAAUUCAAGAAUAACGACGUAGCUACCAAUCAAGCUCGAGGACUUUUGAAGAAAAAGCUUCUACUACCAUUUUUGCUGCUAUUAAAAUUGAAAUUAAAGGCUUUAAUGCCUAUUUUUGUCGCUAUUAUUGGACUGAAAGCUUUAAAAGCUCUUGUCCUGUCAAAGCUUGCCAUUCUUAUCGUGAUUGGAUUUGUCGUCUCACAGUUCUUCAAGAAAGGUGGCAUGAUGAUGCCAAUGGGAAUGUCUAUGGAACCGGCAUCAACAUAUGGUGCUCCACCUUUGCUCUCGACGACGUCGAGUUAUGAUCCUGUCAAUACGUGGGAUGGUAAUGGUCCUUAUUCCCGCGUUUGGACGCCAACCAAUAGUGUGGAGGCACAAAAUCUUGCUUACAGCUAUUACUCGCCCGGCGGCAGCUCUAGCUCGUACAACUCAGUAGGAUCCUCUUCAUCGUCCUCAUCUUCAAGCAGCUCAACGAACUACAACUGAACUCGUUCUAAUGUCCCACUAACGACGCAAUCGAUCAAUCGUCCGAUGUUGCCCUCGUGAACGCAUUCCCGAUCGUACGUCGGAACAUAAGAUACGACCAAAGAAACGCAUGCCAAAUAAUCAAGUAGCUCGCUGACGAUCGAUGCUGACGCGAUGUCAGGUUCGUUAACGAGAGCGCCACAUUCAAAGACUGUCGGUACCGUGUCGACUAUAAUCGUAGAAUCGUUUUAUCGGUUCAACAAAACUUGCAUUCAGCUCGACGGCGGAUUUAUUAGCUUAUCGAGAAAUUAGUUGUGCUAAUUAAAUUUUUGAUUAAGUUUAAGAAUCCGUGAUAUUUCCUCUAAUUCUGAAUUGCUAUAUGCAUGACAUUCGGAAUAUGUGGUAAAUAAGAUUAAAUUAAAAAAAAAAAAUUAUUUGCGAUAUCGACAAAGCCGUUCACCAUUUUCCUUUGAGUGUAACAUGUACGCGUCGAAGGAUAAUUAGCACUGAACAUCUUUGCAUGCAUCAAAGUAUAUAAUAUUGUAAAUAUACAGGUACGUUGCCGAAUAUAUUUGCGAGGCGAUACAAAAUUA